Molecule: messenger RNA, 507 nt
Organism: Python bivittatus (Burmese python)
Lineage: Eukaryota; Metazoa; Chordata; Lepidosauria; Squamata; Pythonidae
Gene: RPP25
Product: ribonuclease P/MRP subunit p25
Biological process (GO): tRNA 5'-leader removal
Cellular component (GO): ribonuclease MRP complex
Molecular function (GO): RNA binding
Source: RefSeq, a predicted model, not a curated record
UCCAGGAUGGAGAACUUCAGGAAGGUUAAGACCUCAGAGCAAGGCAGCCCCUUGCCCUUCUCAGACUUGCCCCCGCACGUGGUGGAGAUGAGGGUGAAGGAAGGCAGCAAAAUCCGGAACUUGAUGGGCUUCGCCAUGGCCAGGAUGGAGCAGGAGGAGAUCCGCCAGAUCGUCUUCAGCGGCUGUGGACGGGCGGUCACCAAAACUAUCACCUGCGUGGAGAUCAUGAAGCGGAAGCUGGGCGGUCUCCACCAGGUCACCAAGCUGCAAUACCGGACCUUGGUGGAGGUCUGGGAGAACCAGGGACCCAGGCCAGAGGGUCCCCCUGAACACCUCACCGUCCACAAGAAUGUACCCUCCAUCUAUAUCCUGUUGUCCAAGGACUUGGUGGAUCCCAACCAAAUGGGCUACCAAGCCCCCAGCCCUCCUGCCAGCCUCUGGGCUGAGAGCAGGGCCUCCCCAAAGGGAACCAAGAGAAGAUUGCUUGCACCCCACGAAGAGGACUAG